AUGACAUCAUCGCUUGCAGGAAAAGCUCUAGUGAAGCUAAUCAAGAGAUGGCCGUCUGUGAUCUCUAAGUCUGUUAUCACCCUUACCAACAAGUUGCAGGAUUCCAAUGCUGAGGAAUAUGCAGUGCUGGGUUCUUGUUCGGUCCUUGCCUCACAAACGGUUCUUAAACAGUUGACUACGAAAGCAAUUAAUGAGCUUUUUGUAAAGUACAACAUCCAAUUUUCUGGAGUAUCUAAAAGCUUUUUUAGGAUAUCAGACAAAGACAACCAUACUUGUGGACUGGGAUUUUCAGAUUUGGUUUCUCAAGUUGGCUCCAUGAGUUUUGAUUCCACUGGCUUGCAUUGGCGGUAUAAUUUAAUGGCUAACAGAGUUUUGCUCUUGCUAGCUUUGGCUUCUCGGAACCACCCAAAUUCAUCAACUAGACUCCUGAGUGAAACAGCUGGCCACUUUUUGAAGAAUUUGAAAAGUCAACUUCCUCAGACAAGGAUACUUGCAAUUUCGGCUUUGAAUACACUCUUAAAGAAAUCACCGUACAAGCUGUCACCUGGUGAGAAAUCUGCUGUACUCGAGGAUUUGCAAGGCAAUGCCAAGUCAUCCCUUGAAGAAGCUUUAACUCACACCUUUCAGGAAGAGGGUUUCUUCAACGAGACACUCAAUAGUCUUUCUCAUGUUCAUAUCAUAAGUGAUUCUGAAAGUGCUUCAGGAUGUUUUUCUGCUAUGAAGCUUUUUACAUUUUUGAAAGAAGCAACCUUGAUAUCUAUACACCAACAUCACAUGUAA
Messenger RNA from Arachis duranensis, 780 nucleotides. RefSeq names its product proteasome activator subunit 4-like. The coding region runs from base 1 to 780 and encodes 259 amino acids. The record is from RefSeq and is a predicted model, not a curated record. The transcript is spliced from 6 exons. Gene Ontology annotation, biological process: proteasomal ubiquitin-independent protein catabolic process. Lineage: Eukaryota; Viridiplantae; Streptophyta; Magnoliopsida; Fabales; Fabaceae. Gene Ontology annotation, cellular component: cytosol; nucleus. Gene Ontology annotation, molecular function: peptidase activator activity; proteasome binding.